CUUCCGACAGCCGCUUCGAAAACUAAAGUAGCAGUCAAAGAUAUUCAAGAUGGGCAAGAUCUAUGAUGAAAUCCCGGACAACUUGGUCGCAUUUAUACAAAAGUCUAAAAUGUUCUUCGUUGCAACAUCACCCUUAAACGGAGGAAGCGUAAACGUAAGUCCAAAAGCAAACGAAGGUACAUUUGAAUACGUGAACAAAAAUCGAGUACGUUAUAUGGAUUUAACAGGAUCAGGAAAUGAAACAAUAAGUCAUUUGCUCGAGCCUGGAAAUGGAAGAAUAACGAUGUGUUUUAUCAAUAUUGAAGAGGGACUACCCAACAUCGUACGUUUAUACGGAAAAGGAACAGUGUACGAACGUGGAACGGAUGAACAAUUUGAUCAAAAAUGGCAAGAAGUACAUAAUGGUGAAAAAGUACCCGUUGGUGGAAGAGCGAUCAUUGAUAUUGCCGUGCAUACUUGUUCAACUUCAUGUGGUUAUAGUAUGCCAAUUUACGAAUUUAAACGUAAACGAACGGUUUUAGAUGAUGUGAUUUCUAAAUACGAAAAAUUUUCGCCCGAACAAUUAGCCAAGACAAAAGGUGAGAAAGUACCGGAAAAUGCAUAUCUGCUCGUGGGAGGCGAUGGCAAACAAGAAUACAAAAGAGAAUUUCAAUCCGGCCUAGAGACAUAUUGGGCGGUGGUCAAUAAUUUAUCCAUCGAUGGUUUGCCUGGCUUACGUUCUGUACGUGAUUCUUUGAACAAAGAACAACAACAGAAAUUGAUGGAUAAACGUCAGAGGCAUGAUCAAUUACAAGCACCUCAAGAAGACUUAGGGCCCAUCAAGCCCGUUCAGCCGCAAGACCAGACACAGCCGCAAGCAAAAGUUAAAUCUAUAACGUCUAAUCCAACAUCAAACUUUCACCUGUUCAUCGCUUUCACUUUGGGUUGUGCUCUUACAGCAGCUCUUUUUCUGGCUCAGCAGCGCUCUGCAGGCAGUUUUAUGAACAUAUCGCUAUGAGAACGUCGUCAAGACUACACUGGUAUACCUCACACUGUAUCAUAAUAUCACUUCUCCGCUUCAUUAAAUAAUCAUUAUCAUCAUAAUUAUAUGAUCAUAUUAUGGAAGAAAAGGUGGGGGGUCUCAUUGAUAUCCAUAACCUCCGCCAUUGUA
Messenger RNA from Meira miltonrushii, 1150 nucleotides. RefSeq lists its product as uncharacterized. NCBI's taxonomy places the organism in Eukaryota, Fungi, Basidiomycota, Exobasidiomycetes, Exobasidiales, Brachybasidiaceae. The transcript has a single exon. The coding region runs from base 50 to 997 and encodes 315 amino acids. The record is from RefSeq and is a predicted model, not a curated record.